Molecule: messenger RNA, 1540 nt
Organism: Leucoraja erinaceus (little skate)
Lineage: Eukaryota; Metazoa; Chordata; Chondrichthyes; Rajiformes; Rajidae
Gene: nudt12
Product: nudix (nucleoside diphosphate linked moiety X)-type motif 12
Exons: 7
Coding region: 154-1539 (461 amino acids)
Biological process (GO): NADP+ catabolic process; NAD+ catabolic process
Cellular component (GO): cytosol
Molecular function (GO): protein binding; metal ion binding; NADH pyrophosphatase activity
Source: RefSeq, a predicted model, not a curated record
CCUCCUAAUCAGGGAGGGAGCUCAGGGACUGUCAGUGUCAGCUGAGCAAACAAGGAAGUUAAAUCGCAGGGACUGCAGUUGCAGGGACGCAGAGACCAAUGAGGUUUUAAGAUGUUGCUGGUGGUAAAUUAAUACAGGUGAGACAAAAUAAGGAUGGCGGAAACUGAAAACAAUUUAAAGAAAGAACUAGUCACCCAGUUCCAUGAGACUGCUGCGAAAGGAGAUGCAGCAAAACUGUCUACAAUGCUAACUUACUCUACGUCCCUUGUCGAUGAGGUGGAUGAGAGGGGCUGGUCCGCUUUGAUGCAUGCCAGUAGAAAUGGACAUUUGGAGGUAGCCCAUCUGCUUCUUGACAAGGGCUGCAAUCAAUCUCUUUCAAAUAAAUCAGGACAAACAGCACUGGACAUUGCUAAAUUCUGGGGAUAUAACAGUAUUGCUGAUUUGUUGGCAAACACUAAAGUUGCUGCUGGCGCUGGAAUGUGGCCUGAUGGCCCAGAAGAGAAUGAAAAUUAUUUCAGCAGAACAUUGCUUAAUAAACUAAGCGAAAAAAGAAGUGAUUCUACUUGGUUAAAGAACAAACAGAUUGACCAAGCUAGUGUCUACAUCUUAUUUUCCAAUUUAAAUCCAUUGGUUAUUUCGCUAAAAUAUGAAGAGUCCAGGAAGCCUACGCUUCAUCUCUGUAAGCUGCAUUACAAAGAUGUAGAGCAUCUCUUGGCUAAACCAGAAGUCACUUGUGUUUUCCUUGGAGCAGAAUUGCAGAACAGCAGUGGUGGAUCACAAAUUAAAUCUUCAGUAAGCAAAGACUCAGCGGAGAAUGAUGAACUUCUUGCCUGGUUUGCAUUGAAUACAAACUCUGAUGCUACAGAUAACUUUAGGAUUAUAUACCCAGAUUGUUGCUUCAUCCAGCCACUUAUGCCGCAUAUACUGAAUUUAAAUCAGGAGGAGGCUGGUGUGGUUGCACAGGCCAGGUCUGUCCUUGCCUGGCACAGUCGAUACCAGUUCUGUCCUACCUGUGGAAAUGACACAAAAGUUUCCGACGGAGGUUACAAGAGGGAGUGCUUAAAGGAAAACUGCCCAAGUCUACAAGGAAUUCAUAACACCUGUUACCCCCGUGUAGAUCCAGUGGUAAUAAUGUUGGUCAUUCAUCCUGAUGGUAAUAAUUGCCUUCUGGGGAGACAGAGACGACACCCUCCAGGAAUGUUUUCCUGUCUGGCAGGAUUUAUGGAACCAGGAGAGACAAUCGAGAAUGCUGUUCGAAGAGAAGUGGCAGAAGAGACUGCAGUCAAGGUUGGGCGUGUUCAGUAUGUUUCCAGUCAGCCCUGGCCAAUGCCUUCAUCCCUUAUGAUUGGUUGCCAAGCUAAUGCAAUCUCAACAGAAAUUACUGUGGACAAGGAGGAAAUUGUAGACGCCCGAUGGUUCAGUCGGCAACAGAUUACUGAAAUUCUGAAUAAACAGGGUCAUCCAAUGAGCAUUCCUCCCCAGCAAACUAUUGCAAACAGGCUAAUUAGACAGUGGCUUAAGAAGAAUUCUAAUCUCUGAA